Euleptes europaea (tarantolino) is the source of this 6227-nucleotide messenger RNA. It is a transcript of the gene PRR12, whose product is annotated as proline rich 12. The transcript is spliced from 14 exons. The coding region runs from base 14 to 6076 and encodes 2020 amino acids. The record is from RefSeq and is a predicted model, not a curated record. Lineage: Eukaryota; Metazoa; Chordata; Lepidosauria; Squamata; Sphaerodactylidae.
CCGCCCCCUCCCCAUGGAUAGGAACUACCCCAGCGCCGGCUUCGGGGAUCCGCUGGGCGCCGGCCCGGGAUGGAGCUACGAGCGCUCGGCCAAGGCCAGCUUGGUGUACGGCGGAUCCCGGAGCUCGCACCCAGACACGGAUAUUUUGCAUCGCCAAGCAUACGCCACUCCCCAUCCUCUCCAGGGCUAUGCCACAAACCAUCAUCCAGCAGGUCUCUCCGGCCUGUUCGAGACAGGGCUCCAUCAUGCCAGCAGUGCCACCCCGGACGCCUCUGUCAUGAACCUCAUCUCGGCGUUGGAGUCGCGGGCACCCCAGCCGGGCCCUUCUGCCUCCUCCCUCCUCUCCCAGUUCCGUACCCCAUCCUGGCAAACAGCCAUGCACACUCCAGCCCCGGCCGAGCUCUUCAUCUCAGGAGCCCUCCCAGGCUCUGGCACCUUCCCCUCCUCGUCGGCGCUCUCCGCAUACCAGCACCCGGCCUCCUUCAGCGGGCGCAGCUUCCCGGUCACCUCCUCGCUCACCCUGCAGGAUGCCACCUUCAGCCCCACCUCCAAUGGCCUCCUGUCCCCCCAUGACCCCCUGCUCCACAUCAAGUCCUCUCAGUCCAGCGUCCCAUCGUCCCUCAGCUUCGAUCGGCUGGGCAGUGCGGUGCUGGGCACGGGGCUGCCCUCCCAGAGCUCGGCUUACCGCAGUGCCCAGGAGUCGGCGUCCCGCCACCUCCCCUCCCAGUUCAACCUGCUGUCGUCGUCGCUGGGGCCCUCCGACCAGACGUCCCAGCUCUACAACACCUCCGUCUUCUCCAGCUCGCCUGCCUCCUCCAUCGAGCGGGCCAUCCCCCGGCAGGACAGCGUGAUCAAGCAUUACCAGCGGCCCUCAAGCGCCCAGCCCCAGCUGCCGUCCGCCCAUUCCCUCCAGCAUUACCUGAGCUGCGGGGGCAGCUACCAGCAGAUGCCCCACCGCUCCAGCCUUUCCUGCAGCCCCUUGGGUGAGCAGUCCCCCGCCAGCAGUGAAGGCUCCCAGCAGCAGAAGACCUCCCAGGCCACCCGGCAAGAGCCCUCCCAGAGCUACCGCCCCAUCAUCCAGUCCCCGGGCUACUCCAGCACGACCUCCUCCUCGAAGUCCAAGAGCUACUCGGCCUCCCGCCAGCCGCCCCGCUCCACGGCCACGCCCAAGUGCCAAAGCAACUACAGCUCGUCCACGCCCAAGCCCAGCUCUGUCAUCUCGAGCCAGUCGCAAGCCUAUUCGCCCGGGCAGCCCCAGAGCCUGCUUUCCAUGAGCCAACCGCAGAGCUACUCGGUCAGCCAGCCGCAGAACCUGUCUUCGGUCAGCCAGGCCUCGCAGGGCUUCAGCAGCAGCCAGGCCCAGGACCUGACCAGCGUCAGCAAGGCCCAGAGCUACUCGACGGCGGGCCAGGCCCAACAGGGCCAGGCUGUGCAAGGCGGGCAAGGCCUGCAGACGUGUCAGAACCAGACUUACUCCCCCGAGCAGCUGCAGGGCCUGUCGUACAGCGUCCAGGCAGAGCCCCACGUGUCCGUGAGCCAGACACCGAGUUACGUGCCGGCCCAUUCGCAGGGGAUGCCCACGGCCAGCCCGUCGCUCAGCUACAGCACUGGCCACUCGCCUGCGAUGCCGGGGCACAGCCAGUCCAUCGGCUACUCGCACAGCCAAAACCUUCCGGACUCGAGCCCUUCCCAGAUCAUCCGGCCGCUCCAGUCGCCCACGACAAACCGGCCCCAGAGCGUGGCGUCGCCCGGGCAGUCCCAGAAGUAUCUCACGUCUGUGCUGUCUCCUUCCUUCAUGCAGUCGGCUCACACCCAAAGCUACCAGAGUUCCCAAGGAGGGCUGGAGAGGGCGUCCUCGUAUGGCAAAGCCAAGGCUGACUCGGACCUGCUGUCGUCCGAGCGGACGGAAGACGAGGAGUUCCUGAUCCAGCACCUGCUGCAGUCGCAGAGCCCGCCGCGGGUGCCCACCGAGGGCAUGGUGGAGUGCGAGGAGCGGGCCGGCAAAGGGAUGGGGUACGAGCUGAGCAAGACCGAGGAGCGCUACCACCUGCAGAGCGUCAUACGGACCAACUCCAACUUGGACAACCAAGGCCUCGAGAUGUCCCUUCAGAGCCUGAAGGACAAGAAGAAAGGGGAGAGGCCCAAGGAGUAUCAGCACACGCGCUCCACGCCCGAGUCCCUGGCCACCUCCGUCGUCCACUACAGUCACCAGGCCGGCUCCAUGGACUCCUACGGGCAAGACAUCAAGAAGUCGGUGGAGCAGCAUCUCCAGGGGGGCCACAUGGACGCGGGCAGCAAGGAGAUAUCCCAGGCUCACUCGUACUUGCAGAAGACUCCCGAGCACGCCCCCCAGCCACACCCCAUGGAGUCCCACGGGUUGAUGUCCGGGCAGCAAGGGGCCACGCUGAUGCUGGACUCUCCUCCCGACCUUCCCCCUCUCGCCCUUUCCCAGCAGCAGCAACAGCAGCAGCAGUCCCAGCUGCUCCAGUCGGUGCUGACCCACACCCAGAGUCAGCUGCACCCCCGGGGGAAGGUGCGCACCCCGCUGGACGUCCACCUGAUGGAGCCGCAGCGCAUGCACCAGGCAGAGGCACCCUCGCCACAGCUUCAGAUGCAGGCCCUGGAAGCACACCUGCACCAAGCCCACGUGCGCUCCCAGAGCAUGGAGGCGCAGCUGCUCGAGCCGCAGCAGUCGCCGCAACUGCAGGGCCAGCUGCAGCAGGAGAGAAUGCAGUCCGAGGGCAUGGAGGUGAUGCCCCAAGGUAACCUCUCCCAGUCGCAAGAGAUCCAGGACUUCUUGGAACCGGAGCUGAGCCUGGAGUCCCACCUGGGACAAGGCGGGUCGGUCCAGACACAGCAGCAUCUCCUUCCCGAUGCCAGCUUGGACCCGGACUCCUCUCAGCAGGUCCCUCAAGGCCAACUGGAGGGCAAGGACCAGUUCGAAAGCCCCAGCCCGCAAGGGGCCAAGCAACGCUUCGUCCCCCUGACCUCCAUCUGCUUCCCGGACUCUUUGUUACAGGACGAAGACCGUAGCUUCUUCCCGGGCAUGGAGGACAUGUUUGGGCCGCCUCCUUGUGCCGGGGAUGAGUUCCCAAAGCCGGACGAUGGCACGCAGGGCAUGGAGAGGGGAGAGGGGAUGAAAGGGGGAGGUUACGACAUGAUGCCCGGAGGCCAGGGGUACCAGAGUUACUGCCCCUCGGAAAGUGGGGACGGACAGCACUUGGGGUUGGAUUCUGUGUCGGUGAAGCAUGAGUUGCCCUCGACUGUCAACACGGAACAGCUGGGACUAAUUCAGUCUGGACAGCACGGGACGGUGCCCGUUUCCGAAUCCAAGUCAGGUCUAACGUCGCCCAUUUUUUGCUCGUCCAAACCCAAGAAGCUGCUAAAGACCUCGUCCUUCCACUUGUUGAAAAAGCGGGAGCCGCCGUUCCAGCCCCCCAAAAAGAACUACGCCCAGGAGUAUGAGUUUGAGGAUGACGAGGAUAAGGAGGACGUCCCGGCCGACAUCCGCCUUAACAGUCGGCGUCUGCCCGACCUGCUUCCCGACCUCAUUUCCAGCUGCCGCACCAACCGGACCACUCUCAGCCCCAUGGGGGACAUAGACUUCUGCCCCCCUAACAGCGGCCUCAUGGACGGGCCCAAACGCCGGGGGCGCAAGCCCACCAAGCCCAAGCGGGAAGGCCCGCCCCGCCCCCGUGGGAGACCCCGCAUCAGGCCUCUGACGGAACCGCCUCACGGCGUGGCUCAAGACGGAACCAAGAAGCCCCGCGGCAGGGGGAGAGGGAGGGGAAAGAAGGCUGGGGAGGAGGGGGUUGAACCCGGAGCCGGCUUGGAGUCCCUCAAACCUCUCAAGAUCAAGUUGCCAGUUCCCAAAGGUCUGGAGGGGACUCGGUUGGAGGCUCCCGCUCCGUCUCAUCAGCCUCCGCAAGAGAGCAGUUUGGACAACUCCCAGACCCGGGAGAAGAUCAAGCAGAAGAUCAAGGAGGUGGAAGAGAAGCAGCCGGAGAUGAAGUCGGGGUUCAUGGCGUCCUUCUUGGACUUCCUCAAGUCGGGCAAGCGUCAGACGUUGCCUUCCUCUUCCACGUCAGCCACAGUGGGGGGCCCUGGGGCGGCAGCCGCAGUGGCCUCCUCCUCAGGCAGCCCCUCCAAGACACCACGCCCCCCGUCCGCUACGUCUUCGUCGUCAUCUUCCCAGCCCCCGCCUCCCUUCAGCAUGGGACCUCCGAUGCUGACGGGGGGCCUGGAUGGGCCCGAAGGGGAUCCGGCCGGGCUCGUCAUGAGCUGCACCAGCCCCUGCAAGCGGCUGGAUGAGGAGCUAAAACGUAACCUGGAGACGCUGCCCUCCUUCUCGUCUGACGAGGAGGACUCGGUGAGCAAGAACCAGGACCUCCAGAAGAGCAUCUCCUCGGCUAUCUCGGCGCUGUAUGACCCCACGGACCGCAAGGAGGGAGAACCCAACGAUGUGCCACCAGUGGAGGAGAAGCCCCCCAGCCCAGCUCCAUCAGUGGAGGCAGAGACGCAACCAGAGCUGCCGCCACCCCCCAUCUCCCCAGCCCCCUCACCCAAGGAGGCCCCCCCGGUGCCCGAAGAGCUGCCAGCUCAAGCAUCCCCCGAGCCCGAGGAUCCAGAGGACACGCGGCCCCUUCACCUCGCCAAAAAGCAGGAGACGGCGGCCAUUUGCGGGGAGACGGACGAAGAGGAUGCGGAGAGCGGCGGGGAGGGGAUCUUCCGAGAGCGCGAUGAGUUUGUCAUACGAGUUGAAGACGUUCAGGCCCUCAAGCUUGCCCUUCAGACUGGGCGGGAGCCACCCCCAAUCUGGCGGGUACAGAAAGCUCUGCUUCAGAAGUUCACCCCUGAAAUCAAGGACGGGCAGCGUCAGUUUUGUGCUACCAGCAACUAUUUGGGUUAUUUCGGCGACGCCAAGAACCGGUACCAACGGCUGUAUGUCAAGUUCUUGGAGAACAUCAACAAGAAGGAUUAUGUCCGGGUCUGCUCCAAGAAGCCUUGGCAUCGGCCCUUGCAGGCUGUCAGGAGACAGAGCCAACCCAAGGCCUCUGGCCCCAAGGCUCCUGUGACGCCCAAAGUGGAGAAACCCGAGAAGCUGGAAGUCCCGGAGAAGGUCGAAAAACCAGACAAGCCCGCCAAGGCCGAGAAGACCCCCAAGGCUGAAAAAGCGGACAAACCCGAGAAGCCCCCCAAGGCUGAUAAAGGGCCUAAGCUGGAAAAGCCUCCCAAGUCCGAGAAGCCCGAAAAGCCCCCCAAAGCGGAAAAAGCAGCCAAGGCAGAGAAGCCCCCCAAAGUGGAGAAAACUGACCCCCCUGUGCCUGCCCCCCCCAAAGCUGCCCCAGCCAGCGGGACGUCUAAACCCAAACCCAAGCCAGCCAAGGUCAAGGCUGAACCACCCCCCAAGAAGAGGAAAAAGUGGCUGAAGGAAGCGGCGUCCUCCUCUGACUCGGAUUCCAGCCCUGACCAGCAGAGCGAGGAAGAGCGUGUGCCAACAGGCCGUAUUCUGAAUACGCGAGCCAUGAAGGAGAUGUAUCGCAGCUACGUGGAAAUGCUGGUCAGCACUGCCCUUGACCCGGACAUGAUCCAAGCUCUCGAGGAUACAAACGAUGAACUUUAUCUCCCACCCAUGAGGAAGAUUGAUGGGAUAUUGAAUGAUCACAAAAAAAAGGUGCUGAAGAGAGUGUCUCUUAAUCCCUCGCUACAGGAGGCACUCCACACGUUCCCUCAGCUCCACGCCGAAACGUGCGACACCAUGGUCAAGUUGCGCCCAGGUGGUGAACCUUACAACCGCAAGACACUCAACAAACUCAAGAAGAAUGUAUCCAAACCGCAGGAAUUCAGCGUGGAAGUGGAUAAGUCCUUUUUCUACACUCUGUACCAUUCCCUUCACCACUACAAGUACCACACCUUUCUGCGUUGUAAGGAUGAGACGACAGCGAUCGAGGGUGAGGACGAGGAUCUGGGCCAGGAGGAGGUGGUACAGCAGUGCAUGCGGAACCAGCCGUGGCUCGAGAAACUGUUUGACUCCUUCAGCGAGUUGCUGACUCAGGCGCAAAGCAAAUGCGCGUGACGUGCGUGCAGGCCGCCCAGAGCCACGCCCCGGGAGGGGCCGCCUAAAGCCCGCCCCUCUGCAGAGCCAGAGCAGGAAGUGGGGAGAGGAAGGUCGAGAGGGGUACCAUUGCAGGCAACGAGUUCAGACUCCGCUCAAUACCGCUACCACC